AGCCCGCUUCCGGAAGCUCCUCUCCAAAAUGCUCCAGUGCUGUGUGGAAGUGGCCGGGGCUGCGGGAGUUGGAGUCGGUCCUCGGGCCUGAGCCUCGAGGCCGCGCUCCCGGGUGUCGUUGAUGUUCGGGGCCGCCGGGCGCCCAGCGAUCGGAGCCGCCGCCGGGAAGAGCUGGCAUUUCAGUCGAACAAUGGAAGAGCUUGUUCACGAUCUUGUCUCUGCACUGGAAGAGAGUUCUGAGCAGACCCGAGGUGGGUUUGCUGAAACGGGAGAUCAUUCUCGAAAUGUGUCUUGCCCUCUGAAACGCCAGGCCAGGAAAAGGAGAGGGAGGAAGCGGAGGUCCUAUAAUGUUCAUCACCCUUGGGAGACUGGCCAUGGCUUAAGUGAAGGCUCCGAUUCUAGUUUAGAGGAACCAAGUAAGGACUAUCGAGAUAACCACAAUAGUAAGAAAGACCAUAGUGACUCUGAUGACCAAAUGUUAGUGGCGAAGCGUAGGCCGUCAUCCAACUUAAAUAACGGUGUUCGAAGUAAAAGACUUCUGUGGCAUGAGUCGGAUUUUGCUGUGGACAACCUUGGGAACAGAACUCUGCGCCGUAGGAGGAAGGUAAAGCGCAUGGCAGUGGAUCUCCCGCAGGACAUCGCCAACAAAAGGACAAUGACACAUCUGCCUGAAGGCUGCAGAGAUCAGGAGAUGGACAAUGAUAGAGCUUACCAGUAUCCAGAGUUUACCCGGAAUAAAGUUAAGAAGAGGAAGCUAAAAGUGAUUAAACAAGGACCAAAAACCCAAGAGGAAGGAGUCGUUCUGGAAAGUGAAGAAAUGAGCCAGAUCAAUAAGGACAAAAUGGAGUAUGAAGAACAGAAAGUCUCAGAUGAGCUCAUGAGCGAAAGUGACUCCAGCAGCCUCAGCAGCACUGACGCGGGCUUGUUCACCAAUGACGAGGGAAGACAAGGUGACGAUGAACAGAGCGAUUGGUUCUAUGAGAAGGAGUCAGGGGGAGCGUGUGGGAUCGCUGGAGUUGUGCCCUGGUGGGAAAAGGAAGACCCUGCAGAGCUAGACAAAGACCUCCCUGACCCAGUGUUUGAGAGCAUCCUCACUGGCUCUUUCCCCCUCAUGUCGCAUCCUGGCAGAAGAGGUUUCCAAGCUAGACUCAGUUGCCUUCGUGGAAUGCCUUCAAAGAAUAUUAAAAAAUCUGGAGGGGCUCCACCUUCAAUGCAAGAUGCUUGUUCUUCCUCGGAUGGCAGUCCAUGUGUGUCACUGAGGUUCAGGAAUGCUCGUUUCAUCAAGCAGGAGGAAAAGCAUCCCGGUGGGUGGCAUAAUUCUUAUAAUGUUAUUUUUAAUUGAUUAAUAUUUUUGGUGAUUUAAUGUUUUCUUAUUGUAUGGUUUAGUUGUCAUUUCAUCAUAUGAUGGCUAAAUUAAAUAUGAUGGAAGGUACCUGAAGUUGGCAUUACCUUACCUAAGAGUAUUGUGGUCUGGAAAAUUGAAAAUAAAGUAAGUAGGAAUGUUUGACAAGAGAGGUCACAGAUGACACGGUACACGUUGAUCCUCCUGACUGUCCCAUAUAACAGGUGCGGUGAUGUGCUUAAUAACUGCAUUAAGGAUUUUUAUACUGUCUCAGAGCAAAAAUCCGUGCUUUUUCCUGAAUUACAGAAAUGCUUUAGGUUUGUACCGUGACUGCCCUUUAGGUCUGAAUAAGUCACUUGAAUGCCUCAGCCUAUGAACUUUGCCUCACCAAUCAUGAAUCUAGAUGAGCACUAUCUAAUUUUUGGCUCAGCUUUACCUAUUUUUGUUUUUGGUCCACUGCUUGCUUGAGCAUAGCUGGGAUUUGUAGCCCAUUUUCUAGGCUUAUUGCAGCCUCGCUGUGCUGUUUUAUAGAAGCUAUUACAUCUGAUAGACUGGCUUCAUGCUGGUGAUGAUACAUGGCUGCGCCAUCCUCGGAGCUGCCUCCCUCUAAAUUGUGAAGUGGUGAGUAGGCCGCACUGAAGAUUUCCAUACAUGUGUGUUUAACAUGGGGCGAGCACAUUAGGCCAUGGAGUGUUUUCCAGGUCCACGUUGCUCUACUCAAAAUUCUGCUGAACACAGGGCACUCCUUAAGGUUUUUUUCUCUCAACCCUGGAUUGUCCUUGUUUACAUUUUUACAUACUGUCAUGUUUUUUCCAAUAAAAUCUUUGACUUGAGCAAGAAAGGUAAGACUUUCAGUUUGUGCUGAUGUAUUCUAAUACUCUGUAUGUUUUUGCUCAUAAUGUAUGUAGCUUGCUACCUUAAAAAUUUUAACCUGCUAAGACAGUCAUCAUUAAAGGUCGUCCAUCAUUUCUUAUGGUAAGAAAUUAAUUUCAGUUAGCAUAGAUUGACACUGGAAACUCAAAGUAUACAUAGGAAAGACUCACGUUAGGAGCAAAUUCCAGCAUGUGUAGAUACAACCUAUUAAACAGGACGGCAGCAGAGGGCUUCAGUGGGUAAGUGACACCUGCACACACGCCGUGAUGGGGUGCCUGUGAAGAGAAUGAGCGUGUCACCCACACACCGUGAUGGGGUGCAUGUGACGAGAAUGAGUGUGACACCGCACACACGCUGUGAUGGGGUGCAUGUGACGAGUGUGACUCCGCACACGCCGUGAUGGGGUGCAUGUGACGAGAAUGAGUGUGACACCGCACACACGCUGUGAUGGGGUGCAUGUGACGAGUGUGACUCCGCACACACGCUGUGAUGGGGUGCAUGUGACGAGAAUGAGUGUGACACCGCACACACGCUGUGAUGGGGUGCAUGUGACAAGUGUGACUCCGCACACGCCGUGAUGGGGUGCAUGUGAAGAGAGUGACAGUGUGUCACCGCACACGUGCCGUGAUGGUGUGCCUGUGAAGAGUGUGACACCCACACGUGCCGUGAUGGGGUGCCUGUGAAGAGUAUGCAUGCCGUGAUGGGGUACAUGUGAAGGGAAUGGCAGUAGGAACUCACUGAAGUAUGGGGCGUUCUCAGUCAUUGCCCUUAUCCCUCACACACGUGUUCCGUGAAGUCACUGUACUCAUCCAGGGCAUCGGAAGCCAUUUCUCCUACAGCAAAGGCAGGUUUGGGUUGUGUGUGGGUCUUGGGUCCUCAUGUCCUCAUCAGCUGUUGACUGAAUAAUGUUGUGUGUGUGUUUAUGUUUAAAGGUAUUUACUGUGUAUUGUUGAUUCCCAAACCCGGAAUUAUGAAUAAUAGCACCAUCACCGAAGCCUGAACAAACUUCUCUAAUGUGUGUUUUCUCCAUAAGGGUCACUGUGGCCUUCUCAUGCUUAGUAACAAUGACAGACUCCACUUUCAGCUGAAUUUGGGGCCAUUGGAAGAAGUAAAAUUACCAGAAAAAGCACAAAGCUUCAGUAGAUCCAUACAAAGGAGCCAGGGCUGUAGGAAGGAGGCCUGGUUCCCCUGGUUCUCCUGGUUCCCCUGGUUCCCCUGGAGUGCUUCCUUCCUGAGGCAGCUCAGCUUUUUCAUGGCUGUGCACAUGCCCGUGAAUAUCUGCAGAAGUUCUGAAUAUUGGCUUUCAGGUUGCUAGCUGGUGAUAAUCCUUCAAAUUUGGAAUCUGCAAGGAGGAACAAGAAAUGGCUGUGUAUUUGUGGAAAGCAGAGUACAUGUCAGAUAUCCUGCAUAUCAGAUAGCUACAUUAUGAUGGAAAUCAGUAUCAAAAUUACAGUGUUAUGAAGUAGCAAUGAAAUAAUUUUAUGGUUGGGUGUCUAUGACAUGAGGAACUUUAUUAGAGGGCUGUAGCAUUAGGAAAGUUGUGAACUAGAGGCGCUGUUUUCUUUAUAGAAGUGCUGUCAGGCUUGAAUGAGGUUAAAGUAUAUAUAUAUAUAUAUAUAUAUAUAUAUAUAUAUAUAUAUAUAUAUAUGCAUGCUUAGGUCCCUCUUCAGCACACAGUAUAUAAUAGAUAGUAAUUGAUGUUGUUAUUGAAGAUAAUAAGCACUGUAGCUGAUAAUGCAACUUAAUUUUAAGCAUGAAUCCAAGUAUAGAAUUUGACCUUAAACUUCUCAUGCUUUAUAUAUAAUUUAUAUAUAAUUUGACAUUACCUUAGUAGAGUGCUUUAUUUUAUAGGGUUUAGGUUUCCUUUGUAUCUUAUUUAUGUUUGAUCUGACUUUUGUCUUUAAUAUAGUCUGAAGAUUUUUUUCUGAAUUGACUUUUAGUUAACAAAUUCUUAAGCUUCAGAAUUGAACUUCAAGCUGCAAAACCCAUUUCAUCAUGUCCCCUCCCUCUAAAUCAUUAAGCUAUUCUUUUAGACUGUUUAUGAGGUUUGAAUCCAGUCUCACUCCUAAAAAAAUAAUUGUGCCCAUGCAUAUGUGAGAUUACAAGUCUGGAGAACUUAUUCUGGAUAAGAAUUACUCAGCUUAUGGCAUGGUGGCACAUACUAGUAACCAGCACUAGAGAGGUGGAGGCUGGAGAAUCGGGAGUCAGGAUGUAGAAUUUGAGACCUUGUUUCAAAAGAGCAAAAAAAGGGAAUUACUACUGUUGUAUGAUUAGAAACUUAAUUUAUUGGUACCCUGCUAGCCAGCCUUUUAGUACCUAAUUUUAGAAGAAUUGUUACUUCCAUAGAAUGUCCUAGGGUCAUUACCCAGAAGAUAACAGCCAGAAUCUCUGACAUUUCUAGACUGUAUUCAUUAAGUACAAUUCAGAAUGAUAGAACAAUAAUGAUGACAGACCCAAGUUUUAGGAAACCGCUUUUACGACAUGAAUUCAAGGAACUUUACUAAAAGGUAGCUUUCUGUGUAGCCAGGAUGUCCUACUCUGCUUUCUUGACAGGAUCUCACUAUGUAGUCUUGGCUGUCAUGGAACUCACUGUGUAGACCAGGCUGGCUUUGAACUCACAGAGAUCUGCCUGCCUCUUCCUAGUGCUGGGAUUAAAGGUAUGUUCCACCACACCUGGCUCAGGAUGUCCUACCCCUGAAUAUUCUAAUUAAUCUGUGUUUUCUGAGCAUGAGAAAAUUUUAAGUUCUGUUUUAUUUUGUUUUGAAGUAGUAAUUCAUCAACAGGUAUAAUAUGCACUAAAGUUAUUCAUGUUGUGGUAACUGCUAAAACAUUGUGGGAAAAGACUCAUCUUAAAACACAUUAUUGGAAAAUCAUUAUUAUGGAAGACAUUGUAGUAAGAUAGAAGGCUUUGUUUAAAAUGUUUAGUUGCUUAAAGACCGGUUUUGUGUGAUUACAGGAACAUGUAAGGUACUGACGGUGUUUAUUUGUUUUGCCAAAAAACCUAAUAAUCUGAUUUAAUUGAUUUACCUAUGUCUACAUUUUCAAAUUUAAGUAUAUAAACAAAAGUCUGAGUGUUAACCCCCUUCAUAUAAAUUGUCAUGUCACACUGUUCAUACUCACAGUACCUGUGUCAUUCAGAGCAAAGGAAGGGGUCUGUUCCAGGUGUUGAGACAGUUCGUUCAGUGGCUGAACUUGGAUGACUGCUGUAGGUGCUUUCUUUAGGAAGUUUUGUUGACAGUGACCACCUUAACUGUAGUGAACUCUUCAUAUGUCCUGCUCAGUGUUUGUGCUGUAGUUUCUUAAUACUCUAGAGUAGGAAUAUUUAGGCUCUUUAUAGCCUUUUACUGAGAAGGCUCAUUUAAAAUGGAAUUGGUUUGAAUAAGGGAUUUAAAUAACCUAUUUUCUCAGACUAGUCAAAGCGAAAAGAGUUUAUGACAGAAAAUAAAUCUAAACUGACGUAAAAUAACCCAGCCUGUUUCUGCAGCAAUAUUUUGAUUAUGUGGUGACUGUUAUCCAAGCUUUUGUUAGUAGGUUUCAGCAGCUGAAUCAUUUAGUACCUUUCUUCCUGGAAAUUUUGUAUGCCUAGAGCAUUUUUGUAGACUUUGGAGAAUGUAUGUUUAGAAAGUUACAUUCUAAGUAUGUUAAUUAUAUGUUAAUUUCAUUUUCUCCUCAACAUCAGCCUGAAAUCUAGAUUUUUAUAUAUUUUAAUCAUAGAAAUUUUCGAGAUAAAAUGGUUCUGUAUUAUAGAAAAGUGCAAAUCAAUAAAAUGGUAAUAUUUCAUAGAAGAAAUGUAAUAGUGUCUGUUUACUUCAAUUUUUUUAUUUUGAUGUUACUCUAUAUUUGUAUUGCAAUAAUUUAAUAAUAGUUAAUAAUUAAAAAUGUAGAUCCCAUAACAUAUAUUCUAUAGCAUUGAAUAGGAUCAAUACUAAUACUGGUAUUCUUGGAUUAUAUUUUAUUAAAUGUGAACAUAAAUAUAUUUAAUGGUAUAUAGUCAUAUAUUCAUUUAUUCUCUUACAUUUGAAUGCUUGUUCUCUAUAUUCUUAAAACUCCUUAAAAACAUAUAUACAGAGAAUCAACCAUGAUAUUUCAGUCAUACAAGAUGUGACCACAUAUAUUUUGCUGCUCUCAUGACUUAGUAUAGGUGUGGCCUCAUACACUGGAAUUUGGGAUCUUCAAAAUGAUGGAAAUGUGCAGACUGAAACAUAAUACAAUGCUUAGUAUAUGCUAGGUACUUUCUGUAUACUGUUUAUAUAUUUAAAUUAAUGUGAUUAAUAUUCCUAUAAUGUAGGUUUGUGUUUACAUCUUAAACUGUUUUCCCUUUGGUAAACCAAAAUUCAUAUGAUUUGGAAGUUUCUUCAUAUUGCUGUCAUGUUGCUAAUAAAUACAAAUAAAUUCUCUUCCUAAA
Messenger RNA from Mesocricetus auratus (golden hamster), 6620 nucleotides. RefSeq names its product G-patch domain containing 2 (gene Gpatch2). The transcript has 6 exons. The coding region runs from base 122 to 1342 and encodes 406 amino acids. The record is from RefSeq and is a predicted model, not a curated record. Lineage: Eukaryota; Metazoa; Chordata; Mammalia; Rodentia; Cricetidae. Gene Ontology annotation, molecular function: nucleic acid binding.